This is a messenger RNA of Rana temporaria (common frog), 1427 nucleotides long. RefSeq names its product peroxisomal biogenesis factor 2 (gene PEX2). Gene Ontology annotation, molecular function: zinc ion binding. Lineage: Eukaryota; Metazoa; Chordata; Amphibia; Anura; Ranidae. The record is from RefSeq and is a predicted model, not a curated record. Gene Ontology annotation, biological process: protein import into peroxisome matrix. Bases 199 to 1119 code for a protein of 306 amino acids. Gene Ontology annotation, cellular component: peroxisomal membrane. The transcript is spliced from 3 exons.
GGCUGCGUAUCACGCCUCACUCUCGCUCAGGCUGGUGAUUGGACUUUAAUCGCAGCUUGUCCGAGGGGAGGUAUGCUGUACUUCCCUGUUAGCCGAGAGCUGUUCCAGCUUCCUGUUUGUGUUUACUGUGGUGUCUUAUUAAAGAAGUGAUUGUCCUCCAGAUUCCUUUUUUAACCCUGUUAUUUUAGUAAAGGAGAAAUGGCUGUGGCGGAAAACAAUAUGGAAGACAUAAAUCCUGUGUUAAGAAUAAGUCAACUGGAUGCUAUUGAAUUAAACAAGGCAUUGGAGCAAUUAAUCUGGUCUCAAUUUAACAGCUGUUUUCAAGGCUUCAAACCAGGACUUUUGAGUCGCUUUGAACCAGAGAUUAAAGCGUUUUUAUGGCUGUUCUUAUGGAGGUAUACAGUAUACUCCAAAAACGCUACUGUUGGUCAGUCGAUUUUGAGCAUUCAGUACAAAAAUGACUUGUCUCAAACUAAAACAUACAGGCCACUUAAUAAGCAGCAGAAAUUAUGGUUUGCACUUUUUACAGUUGGAGGAAAAUGGCUGGAAGAAAGGUCCUAUGACUUAUUUAGUAAUCACCCUUUUGGGUCAUCUUUUCAGAGAACAAAGUACUUUAUUAAUGUUGUGUCUGGCCUCCUGAAGAUUUGUGGACUGCUUAAUUUCUUGGUUUUCUUGCAGCAAGGAAAGUUUGCCACACUGGCUGAACGCCUUUUAGGAAUCCGGUCAGUAUUCAGCAAACCUCAAACCAUUCGGCAGGUUGGGUUUGAGUACAUGAAUAGAGAAAUUUUGUGGCAUGGAUUUUCUGAAUUUCUGAUCUUCCUUUUGCCUCUGAUCAACACACACAAACUGAAAUCGAAGAUGUUUUCCUGGUUUAAGCCAGUCAAAGGGCUCUCUUUUACUGAUCCAUCUCUAGUGGCCCUUUGUAAGGAAUGCUGCUUGUGUGGGGAAUGGCCAACGAUGCCACAUACCAUUGGCUGCAGCCAUGUCUUCUGCUACUACUGUAUUAAAAGUAAUUACAUGGCUGAUAUGUAUUUCACAUGCCCUAAGUGUAGCACUCAAGUACACAGUCUGCAGCCCCUCGAGUUCAAAGUGGAAAUUUCUGAAGUUCACACUUUGUAAACUUUGCAAAACAUACUCACCCUGAACUACUCGACAGUGAGGUCUCCCAGUUUCCACAUGUUCUCUGGAUUACAGUGGUGAAAACAUUGGUGUUGAGUUCUUAUGUCAUCUUCCGUCAAACGUAAUUAUGAAGAUUAACUCCACUCUACAUCUGAAAUGCCAUUUUUUUUUCUUUUUUUAUGGAAUCCCUUAAUUGUGACUUUUGUUGUCCCUUGAAAUCUAACAGCGUUUUUAUUUGAGGUGUCUUUUUAUGUCCGAACAUUUAACUGAUCAUGUUUUCUUCUCAAUGUAGAAGAAAGACCACAAUU